AUGACGCAAGAAGAGCUCAGAAACCUAGAAAUCUGGGAAACUAAGCUUAAAGGAUGCUACGAAACCUACAAAAGGUACUCAACAGCAAUCCAAGACGAACUCAAUGACGCGGAUGCAGACCAGGCGGAAUACGACGCCGAAACUGACAUCACGUACCAAACACAAGAUGAGGCAACCAUAACCCGCGACAUAAUCACACAAGGGAUUGCAGCCAUACCUACGCCUCAAGCGCCAGUGGAUAACGUAACCGCAGCAGCUCCACCACAAUCAACACAUUCGAUGAGACUGCCACAAAGGCAAAUUAAACAUUUCAAAGGGGACAUUUUAGAAUGGACUCAAUUCUGGGAAUCGUUUAAUGCGGCGAUUCAUUCCUCAACCCUUACCAACGUUCAAAAGUUUGAUUAUCUUAAAGAGUAUUUGAAAGGCGAAGCUAACUUAAUUGUUAAUAAUCUUGAAUUAACAGAUGCUAACUACCAGGUAGCCAUCGACGAGUUAACAAGAAGAUAUGGCAAAAAACAGGUUAUGAUCGACGCUCACUUCAACAAACUGCAUACCUUGCAGCCAGUGAAAGACGGAAAUGAUGAGCCAGCCCUUAGGAGUUUUCAGCUGAAUCUUCAAUCGCACAUCAGUGCCUUGGAGACAUUAGGAGUCCCAACGACUUCUUUCGGGGGACUCCUCGGUACUCAACUAAUCAAAUUAAUUCCUUCAAGUUUACAGCUAGAAUGGGCAAAAUCAGAGUCCAACAAAUCAACGGACAUUGAAGGAGUAAUAAAAUUCAUCGGCGACCAAAUCGACGCAGCCGAAAGAUUCAACAGGAUUAGAGGAGUAGAAAAGGAAAAACCAUCUCCAGCUCCUAAACAACCAAAGCCUUUCAGCCCACCUCUAGCAACAGCGUCCCCAACUGGCCGUUGGCGCUAA
This is a messenger RNA of Daphnia magna, 918 nucleotides long. RefSeq lists its product as uncharacterized. The coding region runs from base 1 to 918 and encodes 305 amino acids. NCBI's taxonomy places the organism in Eukaryota, Metazoa, Arthropoda, Branchiopoda, Diplostraca, Daphniidae. The record is from RefSeq and is a predicted model, not a curated record. The transcript is spliced from 2 exons.